Molecule: messenger RNA, 3383 nt
Organism: Rosa chinensis
Lineage: Eukaryota; Viridiplantae; Streptophyta; Magnoliopsida; Rosales; Rosaceae
Exons: 11
Coding region: 225-3113 (962 amino acids)
Biological process (GO): negative regulation of DNA-templated transcription
Molecular function (GO): protein binding; transcription corepressor activity; acyltransferase activity, transferring groups other than amino-acyl groups
Source: RefSeq, a predicted model, not a curated record
CAGCUUUUCUCCCUUCUCUUAAAGCGUUUCAGUGCUGAUGAUCUCAGUGUUUAGCCGGCAGUGGCAAUCUUCUGCUUUUCUUUAACCACCCAUAUAUUCAUCAUCAACCUCCUCUUCAUUUAUAUUUUGUACCUCUCUGGACUCUAGCUCACUUUCUCUCUUGCUUUUAAACACAGUCAUUUUGUUUCUGUUGUCUCUUCAUUUCAAGUCUCUGCAAUUCGUCAAUGGAAGGGUUUUGGGGUGGUGAAAGGAAGAAUCACAGAGUGAAGCAUCUUGCAUUCAAACAGAGGAGUAGAGGUAGUGUUAGCAUGUCAUCCUUGAGCAAAUUUGUGGAGUUUGACAAUGCAAAUGGUGAAAAGGAAGAGAGUGCUACCACUCCGAAGUUGAAAAGGCGAAAGCCGUCUGCAUCUUCCUGUGGUUAUAGAACUGAUAGUGAUGGUAGUCAGCAAACUCGUGUGCUGAGGUCAAGAAAUCGAGUGCAGGAAGUGGUUACUCCUACUUCCACACACCAUCAUCCUUGUACAGUCUUAUCUUGGCUGAUUGACAACAAUGUGGUUUUGCCAAGGGAGAAAUUGCGUUAUUGUAGCGCAAGGGGGAGUCAUGCUGUGGCAGAAGGAAAAGUAUGUAGAGAGGGGAUUGAAUGCAACUGCUGCCAGCAGGUUUUUACACUUGGUCGCUUUGACAGUCAUGCUGGCUGCAGUAACUACAGACCUGCAGCCAAUAUUUUUCUGGAAGAUGGAAAGUCUCUCCUAGAUUGCCAGAUGCAAAUUAUGACUGAAAGAGGGAAGAAGAGAUGCAGACUAGAACCACAUGAUGUGAUGAAGGGUAAUUUGUCUCGAAUAGAAAAUGAUAGCUUUUGUACAGUCUGUCAGGAUGGUGGUGAUUUGAUAUUAUGUGAUCGAUGUCCAUCAGCAUUUCACAAGAGUUGCAUUGGUUUCGAGGAUGUUCCAGAUGGUGACUGGUUCUGUCCAGCUUGCUGUUGUGUAAUUUGUGGCUGCAGCAUAAAUCCUACAAUCCAUUACCAUACCUGUGGUCAAUGUGAACGUAAAUAUCACACCAGCUGCCUGAGGAAAAGAAGCAUAGAUAAUUUAGAGAUGAAUUCAAAAGGAAAUUGGUUCUGCAGCAACGACUGUAAAAAGAUAUUUUUAGGCCUCCACGAGCGUUUAGGGAAACAAAUUUCAGUGGGUGUUGACAAUCUAACUUGGUCACUUUGGAAGUCCGUGAAAUCUGAUAGUGAUAAUCCUAAUGAACCUGAUAAUGAUGCUGCAACGGAGACUUAUACCAAACUCAAUCUUGCCCUUCAAGUGAUGCAGGAGUGUUUUAAGCAUUUUAAGAAACCUCACACUGGGGGAUAUCUUGCAGAAGAUAUCAUCUUCAGCAGAGGGUCACAUCUUGAUGGCAUGAACUUUCGGGGGUUUUACACUCUGAUUUUGGAGAAAAAUGACGCUUUAAUAACUGUAGCUACCGUAAGGAUCUAUGGAGCAAAGGUGGCUGAAGUACCUCUUAUUGGUACCAGAUUGCAGCAUCGUCAAAGUGGAAUGUGUCGUGUAUUGAUGCAUUUAAUUGAAAAGAUGCUUAUGGACUUGGGUGUGGAGAGAUUGGUUUUGCCCAUUGUCCCCAGAUCAGUAGGAAAAUGGAAUACUUCAUUUGGAUUUUCAGAUAUUAAAGGUUCUGAUAGGCUGCAGUUUCUGGAUUAUAGAUUCAUGCAUUUUGAGGAUACCAUUAUGUGUCAGAAAUGCUUAAAAAGGACAUAUCUAGCUGAACCAUGCCCAUCAAAAGGAAUUUCGCUUGAUGUUGCUGGAAGUGUUGAUGAUAUUGAUUUUGAUGGGUCCAGCGUCCAUAAAGUCUCAUUCACAUGGAAAAUUUACAAUUUCUCUAGCCGUGGGAAGGAAUACUCUGAGACUUUCCUCACUGGUGAUUUGAGAUGGCGGAUGCUUAUGUAUCCAAAGGGCAACACUGUUGAUAACUUGUCAGUAUAUUUGGAUGUUCGAGGUGCCUCAGAAUUGCCACUUGGGUGGUCUAGAUGUGUGAAAUUCAGCUUGACUGUGGUUAAUCAACUUCAACACAGCCAGUCAAUAACAAGGGAAACUAAACAUAUGUUCAGUAAGAAAGUUGGUAACUGUGGCUUCACAUCACUAAUUCCUCUAGAUGAGUUACAUGACCAUUGUAAAGGGUUUCUUGUGAAUGAUACAUGUAUCAUUAUAGCCAAUGUUGCAGUCUGCAUGGCUCAAAUUAUGAUAUCAAAAGACCUAAAAAUUGGCAGCGCUACAUUGAGACCUGUGGAGUACUUAAAUCAGCAGCAGGGGCCUCCUUUACAUAAAGGUUCCGUGAAAAUUUCAGAUCCUUCUCCAGCAGCGCACACGACCACAGGCUUUGAACAUGCAACUCUCUUCCAGGACACAGCAAGUUCUGAACAAGCUUGCACCAAUAUUCCUGAUAGUAGGACCUACCCUUCUUUAAAAUUGGAGUCUGUGGAAGUUCCAGAUAUUUUUGCAGCAGCAUGCAAGGCAACUAGCUUUGGACACGUGAUUGCCACCCAGGAUGCAGCAAGUUUUGAACAAGUCUGCAUCAAGCUCUCUGAUACCAGUACUGUCGACCCUUCCCUCAAGAAAUUUGAUGUUGUGUCCUCCACAUCAACUUCUGAACUCAUGAACUUCAGGGGCUUGGCGAAUAUAAAGAAAGAUUUUGUUCCCCUGCUGGAGGAAGUGUGUUCCAGGCAUCCUUCUUUCAUUGAAUGCCAAAAGGAGAGUAGUCCCCAGUUUACUGAAUGGGCAUUCACUGCCUUGGGAAAAGUUCUUCAUUUUUUGAAGACUAAAAAGGUCAAGGAUAUGACAACAUCUGUCUGUGAAGAUCUAGACCUUUUAUACAAGGAGCUGAAGGCCUUCAAAUUUGAUUUGACUUGGCUAGAGCCUCAUGUUAAAACAGCUCUGGGUGGGAGUGAGUAUGUGGAAAGGGCAGCAGAGGUAAAGAGACUAAGAGAGAAUGUGAAGGCUUUGGAGAUUGACUCAAAGAGCCUUGAGGCUAAGCUUGUGGCAGCAAGAAAUGAUCUGAAAAAGGCUGAAGAAUCCUUUGAUGAGAGAAUUAUGGACAGCGAGUUAGGUUAUUCUCAUUGAUAAGUUCUCUCUUCAUAUGGAAGAUAUGCAGUAUAACCAAAAGUUUGACUGUUGAUAACUUUUCCUAUUACUUCUAGGGAUGACUGAUUUUUCACAUGAACACUUGAACAGCUCUAGCAAAUGAAAUCAAUAGUGAUCACUGUUUGUAUUCAUCGAUCUAUCUAGAUUUCUCUGGGAAUAUAAAUGUGAAAUAUAUGAUAUGAUUUGAGAAAGGCAUAAUCUCUGGGAUAUCUCCCAGGUUCACUACCUGUGCCAGCUUCUAGUUAUGUA